CUUUGUGUUGCACGUUAUUCACGAAUAGCUCAUCCAUGCCCUCACAAAUCCUGCAGGAUUCUUUGGGUUUUCUAUCUAGGACAGUAAAGAAUAAAACUGAAGACAGAAUAAUUCCCAGCCAGGAGCAGAAACUCAGAUGUCUGACUGAAAAGACUAAAUACAAGAACAGGAAACAGGCAAGAUGGUUGGAGAUGACGGCCUGAACAGCUGAGCUACUUCAAUGGAGUGGGCUGAACUGCCGUUCUGUCCAGAUCCACAACCUCAACCAAAACUGAGACGCAGCCGUCGGCUGAUCUGCUCAUCAUCAUCAUCAGUCCUCCUCUACUUGAUUGGUGCCUUUGCUGGGCUUUGUAAUGCUGGCCCAUCUCAACCUGCCCGUCCACCUCUCCUAUCUGGACAACCUUUUAUUAUCUUCUGGGGCAUCAGAGACUCUUCCUGCGCUGACAGAAUAAAUCCCACCUCUUUCAGUAUGGAACGUGAGGGGAGAGUAGCUGUGUUUUAUGAAAAUACAUUGGGUAACUAUCCGUACUUUGUAGACAAAAACACACCAGUUAAUAGAGGGCUUCCACAGCACACACGCUUGGACAGCCAUGUCCAGAAGACACAGCAAGACUUGGAAGCAGCUUUACCAGCCCCUAGGUAUCUUGGACUGGGGGUGCUGCGCUGGGCAGAGUGGGUACCCCAGUGGUCCAGGAACCAAGAGAAACAAGCAAUGUACCAGGAGGCAUCAAGGAAACUGAUGAAGACUUUUUUCCCAAACUGGACUCCAGAAGAAGUGGAGAAGUGGUCACGGGUGGACUUUGAGGCUGCAGCCCAGUCAGUCAUGGUGGAGACUCUACGGGAGGUCAAAAGGUUGAGGCCCAAAGCAUUGUGGGGGUUUUCCUCUUACCCCAGCUGUUGCAACGGUGAUCCCACUCAAACGCCAUUAACCAAUUACAGUGGCCAGUGCCCUCCUGCAGAGAUGGCCCUUAAUGAUGAGCUUAUGUGGCUAUGGAAACGAAGCUCGGCUCUCUACCCCCUCCUGACCCUGGAAAAGUUACAGGCUGGGACUCUUGGAGUGAGGAUCUAUUUAUCAGGUCAAAUAAAAGAAGCACUAAGAGUAGGAUCUCUGGCUGGAGCAGAGUUUGGUCUGCCAGUAUUUCCUUUAGUAAAGAGUGUGUAUGCCUCAACAAGGACGUUCUUAUCACAGGGUGACCUGGUCAACACGAUAGGAGAAAGUGCUGCCAUGGGAACAGCAGGCGUUGUGAUCUUGGACAGAAGUGAGACAAAGACAGAGAGAGAAUGCCAAGGCCUGGCAGAGUUUGUCCGUAAAGUCCUGGGACCUUACUCCGUCAACGUUACCAAGGCAACUCAGCUCUGCUCAACCUCUCUUUGCCAGGGAAAGGGUCGAUGUGUUCGUCAAAAUCCAGACAGCUCUGCUUAUCUCCAUCUCCCACCCCAAUCUACGGCAGUACAGAAGGUCAAGGCCACAGCUCAGCCAGACACAGUCAGUAAAACAGCAGAACCAGACCCAGCUGAGAUCUGGAAAAAAGACUUCCAAUGUCAGUGGUACAAGACAGAUGAUGGGGAAGUCUCUGAUCAGCAAUCGCCCAAAGAUGGAGCUCCGUAUGGAGGAAAAGCAAAGGGAAACACUGAAGGCAUGGUGGAGACUACAAUAAAAAGUGCCACUGAGAAUACCCUUACUGGAAGUGAUUUACCUGCUACUGGAAGUGCAACUGCUUUACUGAACUUACCUGCAAACGGUGGUACCAAUCCAGUGAAUGCCCCGAGCCUUUACAUUCUGCUGCUGGGGGCUGUAAGCUCAAGACUGGGACCUUAAAGUAAAAGCUAACAGAGUUCACCUGGGAGGUUUGUAUUAUAACUGCACUCCUCUGAAGUGCCCUUUAAAAAGAUACAAUUCCUGAUUGUUGGUUUAUAUUUCUUUAUAGAUGAGUGUCAUCCUCCUCUAUUUUUAUGUUUUUCAAAAAAAGAAUAAAUUAUUUAUGUAUGCAUUAAUAAAUUAUGUUCAGAGAUGGAAUUUCAAACACAUCAAUGGAUUACAUACCAAAAGCUACAAUCCCUAAC
Molecule: messenger RNA, 2064 nt
Organism: Nematolebias whitei (Rio pearlfish)
Lineage: Eukaryota; Metazoa; Chordata; Actinopteri; Cyprinodontiformes; Rivulidae
Product: Glyco_hydro_56 domain-containing protein
Exons: 7
Coding region: 221-1819 (532 amino acids)
Biological process (GO): hyaluronan catabolic process; carbohydrate metabolic process
Molecular function (GO): hyalurononglucosaminidase activity
Source: RefSeq, a predicted model, not a curated record